Messenger RNA from Penicillium lagena, 2034 nucleotides. RefSeq names its product amidase. The record is from RefSeq and is a predicted model, not a curated record. The coding region runs from base 1 to 2034 and encodes 677 amino acids. Lineage: Eukaryota; Fungi; Ascomycota; Eurotiomycetes; Eurotiales; Aspergillaceae. The transcript has a single exon.
AUGGAGGAAAGAGAAGAGUACAUGAGUAUUCUUGAUGCAAGCAUCUCAGACAUUCUAUCGGCACUUUCCGCGCGGCACAUUACAAGCGUUGAAUUGGUUGUGCGGUAUAUUCGCCGUAUCAGCACUUACGAUGCGGCUGGAAUCAAACUUAGCGCCAUUCCCAUCCUCAACACUUCCGUGUUUGAAGAAGCUGCUGCAUCAGACGCUCAUAGAGCCAUGGGAAACCCUCCCAGACCUCUUGAAGGCAUUCCAUUCCUAGUGAAGGAUAAUAUCAAAGUCAAGGGAAUGACAGUUGCCGCCGGCUCACCAGCUUUCGAAAACCUUGUUGCAACAGAUGAUGCAACUUGUGUCAAGCAGUUGAGAGCUGCUGGUGCCGUUGUCCUUGGCAGGACAAACAUGCCUGCGAUGGCCAAUGGGGGAAUGCAGCGUGGAUGUUACGGUCGUGCAGAAAGCCCAUAUAAUCUGGACUAUCUAACCGCAGCCUACGCAUCUGGUUCUUCAAACGGUUCUGCCACGGCAACCGCAGCUAGUUUUGCAGCUUUCGGUUUAGGUACGGAAACUGUGUCCUCUGGAAGAUCUCCUGCGUCGAAUAACUCGCUCGUUGCGUAUACACCGUCAAGAGGUCUCCUUUCGCUAGAAGGAGUAUUUCCUUUAUACCCAACGUGCGAUGUACUAGUUCCCCUCACACGGACAAUGGAUGACAUGCUUCGCGUUCUCGAUAUUCUUGCAGUGAAUGUUUCUAAGUCAACCGGGGAUUUUUGGAACGAACAGCCCUUUGUUCCGCUACCGACGCCUGACGAAAUUCGACCCGAUUCUUUUUUGGAACUUAAAGAUGAACAAUCUUUGAAAGGAAAGCGGCUUGGAAUACCCUCCAUGUACUUGGGGGCGAAAGGCCCCGCGUCUAUAUCAAUUCGACCUUCAAUGAUCAAGCUAUGGGAAACUGCUAAACAAAGUCUGGAAUCUUGUGGUGCAACCGUUGUGGAGGUUGACUUUCCGCUCGUGACGACAUACGAAGCCUGUGACCCAACCACUGAUCAGUGGGCAAAUAUUGAGGGUUUACCAGAGAGAUGGCUCAAAACUGAGCGGUGUGAACUUAUAGCUCAUGUCUGGGACGAUUUUUUGAUUGCGAAUGGCCAGUCUAACUGCCAGUCGUUAUCGCAGGUCGAUCCACACAUGAUCUUCCCACUAGAACCUGGGACACUACAGGGCGAAGAUGAAGCAGACAACCAAUUGAGUUGGCUCGAUUUGGUGAAUUAUCCAUCAAAGAAGCCAGUCUCUAUGUUUGACCUCCCAGGCAUGGACCCAGCCUUACAGGUGUUGGAACAUGCAAGAAAGCAGACAUUGGAAGAUUGGAUGGAAAGCAAAACUUUGGACGCAGUGGUCUUUCCAGCAAACGGUGAUGUAGGACCCUCGAAUGCAGAUAUUGACAGUGAGGGAUCCCGGCUUGCUUGGAGGAACGGAGUUUUGUAUUCAAACGGCAAUCUGGCAAUCCGCCAUCUGGGUGUUCCAACAGUCUCAAUACCGAUGGGAAUUAUGGACGAUAUCAAAAUGCCCGUAAAUUUGACUUUUGCUGGAAAGGCUUACAAUGACAACGCUCUUUUGAAGUUCGGAUACGCCUUUGAAGCAGCAACUCAAAACCGCCGAAAGCCUCCCUUGGUGCCGGCCCUCGACUCUGAUUUCAUUGACUUAAAACCCGCAACUCAAAUUUGCGGAGAUUUUGCAAAAUUGGGGCUACCUUCCAUGGCAAUCAAAUUGAGGAGCAAAGAAAUCAGAGGAUCGCAAGUACAUCUUCAAAUUCAGGGCACGAUGGAUAUAAAGAACUCCGAGCUCCAAGAUAUGUCUUGUUACAUCAAUGGCGUGUCCCAAAAGGUCUCCGUUAAUGGCAAGAAUUGGAAGAUCGAGCUUUGUUACCCUAUAUCGGCUCGAGAGAUGCCUCGGAAGCGGUGGAGAAGCCCAAUGUUAGUGCGCACGAUUUGUGUGGUUGUUUGUCGCACAACUGUUGGUCUCUCAGCUGCAGAAUUGGUUAUCUUGUAA